Prunus avium (sweet cherry) is the source of this 2438-nucleotide messenger RNA. Lineage: Eukaryota; Viridiplantae; Streptophyta; Magnoliopsida; Rosales; Rosaceae. The record is from RefSeq and is a predicted model, not a curated record.
AUCACACCUUAUUAUUGAUAUAAUUACUUUGAACUCAAAUCGUAUGUCCCACCAGAAUUCUUUGAGCCAUUGAUGGGUUUCUGUGAUGGGCUGAGUGUUUCCAUUAUGAAUGAAUGAUCUGUUUUUGUAUCCGUUAUGAUUGAAUUCUCUGUUUUGGUAUCUGUGAUUGAAUGAUUGGUUUUUGCUUCCAUUAUGCAGUUUAUGAUUAUUUCAUAUUGAAUUUGGUGGUGAUUGCUUGAUAAGCUUGAAGGAUUUGCUUCUCAUAUGCAGUUUAUUAUCUGUUUUAUAUACAUGGAAGAAGGAUAACUUUUCAAUGUCAAAUUGCUUAUUUUUAUUGUAGAUAUUUGAGUUUACAAACAAACUGUGCAUUCAAUUCCCUGAAGGAUUGUUGUAUAUUAUUUGCAAAUUGCAUUCAUCUCAUUUUUGUGCUUCUCUCUACAGCUUUUCCUUGUACUGAAUCAUGAAUAUUAGAGUAGGAGGACAGUGUUGGUUUUGAAAGAUAACUGAAUGAAUGCAUGGAUUGGAGGGACGCAACCUUUUUGUAUAUCUAAUUUCCGAAUGUAUAAUUUUGUUGUGCAGGGAUUUGAAGAUUAAGUUCAAAUGUAAAGCUCAUGAUUGUGGAGAAGAACAAGUUUCAAGGAAAGGCAUUGUCCCUGUCAUACACAAAGACCGCCAUUACUGCAAUUAAGGAGAAGUUCAGUUCAGAGCAGUUGGAAAGGUUUAAGGGGAGUUGUUUUGGUCAUCUAUUACUCAUUCGAAAAAAUGACACCACAAAACCUCCUGGUCCUUCCUCUUUCAACCCCUAAAUUAAGCAUCGGAUGCCCAAUACUGGACGGCUGCUUGGGUGGCGGCAUACCCUGCAACUCCAUAACAGAAUUGGUGGGGGAGAGCGGUUCUGGAAAGACGCAAGUUUGUCUCCAACUAACAGUAAGAGCUCAGCUCCCACCCUCACAUGGUGGACUAGGAGGGUCCUCCCUCUACAUACACACAGAAUUCAGCUUCCCAUUUCGUCGACUGCAGCAACUAGCCAACCAUUAUCAGGCAUCACACCCUAACUUGAUAGGGUUGAACCCAUUGGAAGACAUAUAUGUUCAUGCCGUUCAUGAUGCACAACAAAUGGUCCAUGUGCUUCGAGACAUAGAAGCAUUUAUGGGCAUUGGUCACACCCGGUUACCUGUAAAGCUCAUUGUCAUUGAUUCCAUUGCUGCACUGUUUGGGUCACAAUAUGACCGAACACCCGCUGAUUUGAAACGCAGAUCUGAAAUGUUUUUCAAGGUUUCCGGGAAAUUAAAGGCUUUGGCAAAUAAGUUUGGGGUGGCUGUGGUUUUGACCAACCAGGUGGUGGAUUUCAUUGGGUCAGCUGAUGGAAUAGAUGGGGUGAGAUUGGGAAACUUGGAGUGCUUACAUACAUCAGCCAGACGAGUUAGUCCAGCUUUGGGACUGGCUUGGGCACAUUGCGUCAAUUCAAGGGUGUUCUUGUCAAGGCAUGAGGAAUCUGUUGGGGUUAACAGUCCUUAUGCACAUUCAACAAGUAUAUCCAGUCAAACACGAAGGAGACUUACUGUUGUUUUUGCCCCACAUUUGGCCCCUGCAUCGUCUCAAUUUGUAAUCACAAAAGAAGGUGUAGUUGGAGUAUCGACGGUAUUUGGCUAAUAAUUGCAUUGCGAGGACUUGUGUUGGGGAUAAAAUAUAUGGAAAAUAAUGAGCUGUUCCAAAUCUCCUGCCUUCCCUACACAGAGCACACAACCCAAGAAAAUCUAGCACUCCCACCAACUCCAUCUCAAGAUGGUCGUGAUCUCAGUUGCAGGCCAAAAUCUGGGCAGAAGCACAAGGCAUCAAUACCUUCAUCCAAUAUCACUUUUGGUGAAAUUGAUGAUGAAAACCCAAAGGGCAAUAAGAAGAUCAUGCAUAGAGAUAUUGAACGGCAAAGAAGACAAGAAAUGGCCACCCUUUAUGCAUCUCUUCGAUCACAACUCCCCCUCGAAUAUCUCAAGGUGAGUGAUGGGAGAAGCAUUGAUACGUCUGAGCUCCAACAGAGAUUGACAAAAACUUAUGAUCAGCCAGCUGACUUCAAAUAAGGUGCUGGGAGAACUGAUAUCCUUUGUAAAAGUUUGGUGUGAUGAAUUUAUAUACCUGUAGAUAUUCGACCUUCCAGGCACUUAAUGUGGCCUGGUAUUGAAAUGUGGCUGAGAGUUUUGCAAAAGCUGUUGAAUAUAACAUGUCCCUGUAUAUAUGUGAAAUUUGUGUUUUAUUAAGGUUUUUUGGUUUUGAGAUUGGAAACUGUAACUUUCUUGAUGGUAUCAGUUUCUUUCUUUCAGCUCCAUGAUCAAUCAUACCAUCAUGUUCUCUCGUUAUAUCACAAGUAUAUUUAAGGUGAUAAAUGACAAAAAUGAGUUAGGUUAAACGUCAGUCAAAAAGCAGGGCUUGGACAAUGAAUA